GGGGCGGAGUUUUGUUGUUACAAUGUAGGCGCUCCACUAACACAUUGACAUAACACACACAUCACAGAUAAAAGUGCCCGCAUUGCUCGCCGUUGUCGCUCUUUUUGCGUUUCUCCCGUCUCCUUCUAAUAGCGGAGUGCUCGGACUCGAAAUGCCAUUUUUGUCAGAGGAGACCCGGACGAGGACAGGAGGACGCUGACAUAUGAGGCUGUCCUCCACCUGCCCCAGUGUUCGGAGCCCAGGCGUUGUUGCUAGGAAACCUUUUGACAGCUGGAAGAUUUUGGAAAGUGACAGUCAAUGCAACAAAGAUGUCUACUUAUCUGGCUGAUGUGUGUUGCCACCGAGGAGACCACAGUCUUUAGACGCAUAGCACCUCCCUGCCACAAGAGUCCCUUCGUUCUGCGUGCAGGGGCAUGCCUUCUGAACCAGGCCUCAGCAGGGAGAUGCUGACAGGACAAAGACUCUGUCAGUCCAAGUCCCACCAGGACACCGUGCUGGCUGCCCUCAACCAGCAGAGGAAGGACGGCCUUCUGUGUGACGUCACGCUGGUGGCAGGGGACCAAAAGUUCCACGCCCACAAAGCCAUCUUGGCAGCAUGCAGCGAUUACUUCCGUGCCAUGUUCAGCUUGUGCAUGGUGGAGAGUGCGGCAGAUGAAGUUACUCUGCAAGGAGUAACCCGUGUUGGACUGAAGCACGCCUUGGACUUUGCCUACACUGGACAGAUUGUGCUGGAGCCAGCAGUGAUUCAGGAUGUUUUGUCUGCUGGCAGCCACCUUCAGCUGCUGGAGCUCCUCAGCAUCUGCUCUCACUACCUCAUCCAGGAACUGAGCGGCGUGAACUACUUGGAGUUGUAUCGCGUGGCCGACCUCUUCCACCUGCCUGCCUUAGAGGAGGCCGUGGUGGACUUUUUGGUGGGUCACCUCUCUGAGCUCAGCCGCAACCGGCAGGAGGAGGCCCUGCAGCUGCCUUAUCGCCUACUCAAGGAGGUGCUCAAGAGCGACCGCCUCACCUCGCUGAGUGAAGAAGAGAUAUGGAAGUUUGUUGUUCUGUGGUUGGAACACGACUGCCGCUACCAGUACACCGAGGAUCUUCUGCAACACGUCCGCUAUGGCCUGAUGGACGUCUCAACGCUACACCACCUGGCCUGUAGCCACCCGCUGGUCCAGUCCAGCCCCACCGUCGCCACCCUGGUAGAGGAAGCCCUGAACUACCACAGCGCCACCUUUCCACAGCCACUCCACCAGUCGGCCCGCACCAGACCUCGCUUCCAGUCCCUCACCCUCUACAUAGCCGGCGGUAGGAAGCGUGAGGUUUGCAGAGUCCAGGAGUUACGUUACUUCAAUCCGGCCGCACAGGAGCACGUACGUGUGGCGGGGGGUUCGAACUGGAGCGAGCUGGCGCCAAUGCCCACCGGGCGUAGCCACCAUUGUGUCUCCGUAAUGGGGAACUUCCUAUUUGUUGUGGGUGGGGAGAUGGAGCACGCCAGUGGGAGGACGUGUGCGGUAAGGACUGCGUGUCGAUACGACCCCAGGGCCAACCGAUGGACCGAGAUAGCCCCCAUGAAAGCCUGCAGAGAACAUUUUGUACUGGGAGCUUUGGGUCAGUACCUUUACGCUGUUGGCGGCAGGAACGAGCUGAGGCAGGUGCUUCCCUCAGUAGAGCGCUACUGUCCGAAGAAGAACAAGUGGAUGUAUGUGCAACCUUUUGACCGCUCACUCUCCUGUCAUGCUGGAUGUGUGGCGGAAAACCUACUCUGGGUCUCAGGUGGCGUGACAAACACAGCUCAGUACCAGAAUCGUCUGAUGGUGUACGAGCCCGAGCAGGACCAGUGGUUAGCCCGCAGUCCCAUGUUGCAGCGGCGGGUCUACCAUGUCAUGGCUGCGGUGAGAAGGAAGCUCUACGUCCUCGGUGGGAACGACCUGGACUACAAUAACGACCGGAUCUUGGUGCGACACAUCGACUCCUACAACCUGGAUGUGGACCAGUGGACACGGUGCUCCUUCAGCCUCCUCACAGGUCAGAACGAGUCUGGAGUAGCAGUCCAUGAUGACAGGAUCUACGUGGUUGGAGGAUACUCUAUUUGGACCAAUGAGCCUUUAGCGUGCAUUCAGGUGCUGGAUCUAAGCCGGGAGGGCAAAGAAGAAGUUUUCUAUGGGCCAACGUUACCAUUUGCCUCAAACGGGAUUGCAACAUGUUUCCUGCCGGCUCCAUAUUUCACAUGUCCCAACCUUCAGACUCUCCAAGUACCUCAUCACAGGAUUGGUGCCGUUUAACCACUGACGGUCACCACAAUGCAAACAUUAAAAGGGGAUGGAGGAAUAUUCCACGUGGACACUCAACGUUUGCAAAUUUGACGUUUUAACUUUAACUUGAUGACAGUAUUAACACUCCUAUUGAAACCUUCUGUUUUCCCAUAUUAUGGUGAAUAAUAACAUUAUGAAGGCAAGAAAAAAAAAUAAUUCCAAAGACACAAAACAGUAAAGACAGUCGUCCUUCGCCACAUCGCACUUCAAUUGUGGGUUCACUGUAUUGUUGAUUUUUGGAAAAAAAUAUAUACUACUUAUUUUUUGGCCUAUAUGUGUUGAAUUACAUUUUAUUUAUGUCAUAUGUUUUACAUUGCAGUAAUUGUCUUGUUUCCUAUUCUAAUGUUGUAGUGAUCGAUAAAAGAUAGUGACUUGUAGCAGCAAUGAUGUUUGGAAGAUUCUCCAGGCUACCUUUGAGUACUGUAAUCUACAGUAGGCCUCUACAAGACAAAAAAAAUGUAUGUGGAUUAUACAGUAAAAAAAUUGCAGUUCAGCCAAAUGUAGUGGUUUUACGCCAAAAUGACUCUAAAAGGAAAACAACUAUAUGACUUCUAUUUUUACAGUCAAAUUAAUUGCACGUUUUACUGUAAAAUGUAUUGAUUUUGCCGUGCAUUACUGUAAAUGUAAAAAAAAAUAGCAUUUAUUUUACAGUAAAAUUCUGGCAACUAAACUGUUUUUUCACCGUAAAAUCUACAGUCAUUUUUACAGUGCAUUCAUUUAAUUCAGUGUUUCUUAAAUUGUUAGGCCACCAAAAAAACAUCUUCUUCUCAGCUGUGGUACAUAAAGGCUUUACUUGUACUCAGCUGUAAUACACUUUUACACCACUUACGGCAGUAAUGACAAUAUCCAACAAACAAAAGAAGUCUGGAGCUUAAGUCAUAGAGAGGUUUCUUAAGCGUAUAAACUAUGACUAAAGUGGUGAAGUUGCAUAUUCAUUUGCACUUAAAUUUUAUUUACAGUUUAGUAAAGAAAAAUACAGUAUAUUAUUAUUUAUUAUUACUUUAGUUGCGAAUUAUUUAGUUUACCACUGCAUAAUUUUUGUAGUGGUAAAAUAUUUUUUCAUUAGUUUUUAUGAAUCCCUUCUUUUACAUUAUAUUUGAUUAGUAUUUAUUGUUGUUACAGCCUGACAUAAGACUUGAUAAUAAUAUUUGUGAGUAACACAUGGUUUCAUUUUAUUUGACAAGGUUUAACCUGUUUAACCCUAAGUAGGUCCGAUGUA
Molecule: messenger RNA, 3522 nt
Organism: Nerophis ophidion (straightnose pipefish)
Lineage: Eukaryota; Metazoa; Chordata; Actinopteri; Syngnathiformes; Syngnathidae
Gene: klhl32
Product: kelch-like family member 32
Exons: 12
Coding region: 414-2273 (619 amino acids)
Molecular function (GO): protein binding
Source: RefSeq, a predicted model, not a curated record